Messenger RNA from Acanthosepion pharaonis, 1005 nucleotides. The record is from the annotation of a GenBank genome assembly. Lineage: Eukaryota; Metazoa; Mollusca; Cephalopoda; Sepiida; Sepiidae.
AUGAGUUUUUUAGGGUUUGGCCAGAGUGCUGAAAUUGAUAUUGUCUUAGAUGGCCAAGAAAGCAGAAAAACUGCUGAAAUUAAGACUGAAGAUGGUAAAAAAGAAAGACAUUUCCUUUACUAUGAUGGUGAGACGGUAUCCGGUAAGGUGAAUGUAACCCUAAAGAAGAGUGGAAACAAACUGGAACAUCAGGGAAUCAAAAUAGAGUUCAUAGGUCAAAUAGAAUUAUAUUAUGACCGUGGUAAUCACCAUGAGUUCACAUCUUUGGUCAAGGAACUGGCUCGACCUGGUAUCCUCACACAGAGCACCAGCUAUAAUUUUGAGUUUCUGCAAGUGGAGAAACCUUAUGAAUCUUACACAGGAGUCAAUGUUAGGUUAAGAUAUUUUCUACGUGUUACUAUAGUGAAAAGAAUCACCGAUGUAGUGAAAGAGCAAGACAUCAUUGUACAUACCUUGUCACAAUAUCCAGAUAUGAACAACAGCAUUAAGAUGGAAGUUGGCAUAGAAGAUUGUUUGCAUAUAGAAUUUGAAUAUAACAAAUCCAAGUAUCAUUUGAAAGAUGUGAUAGUCGGAAAAAUCUACUUCCUACUGGUUCGAAUAAAAAUCAAGCAUAUGGAAAUUCAAAUCAUCAAGAGAGAAACAACAGGAACAGGUCCAAAUACAUAUAUUGAAAAUGAAACAAUAGCGAAAUAUGAGAUCAUGGAUGGUGCUCCUGUCAGAGGUGAAUCUAUACCUAUUCGUCUCUUCUUAAGUGGUUACGACCUAACUCCGACUAUGAGAGACAUCAAUAAGAAAUUCUCUGUCCGUUAUUAUCUUAACUUAGUUCUCGUGGAUGAGGAAGAACGCAGGUAUUUCAAACAGCAGGAAAUUACCAUAUUUCGAAAAGCUGACAAAGUACGCAAGAGUAUCCAGGCCACUCUUCAAGCCCAACAUGCCACAAUGCAGCGGAUGACUGCACGCCGAGAGGCUGAGGCCAACAAGGACAAUAGCAGUGAUGACCAGUAA